This is a messenger RNA of Solenopsis invicta (red fire ant), 1208 nucleotides long. RefSeq lists its product as uncharacterized. The transcript has 2 exons. Lineage: Eukaryota; Metazoa; Arthropoda; Insecta; Hymenoptera; Formicidae. The coding region runs from base 575 to 931 and encodes 118 amino acids. The record is from RefSeq and is a predicted model, not a curated record.
CUCUUCAACAAUUAGCUAGAAAAAAAUAUCAAUUUUCAUCUUUUUUAUAAAUUUAAUUAUAAAUUAAAAAUUUUAUAAAUUUAAAACACAUACGCAGGACUUUCUGAUCCAAAAAACAAAUUUUCUAAAAAUUGCAUCGUUUAUAUUAAACGAUGCAAAAGGUCGUCAGCCGAAAGUUUUAACGGAAGCAACUGACGCCAACGAUGAGAUGACGGACGAUGAGCGAUGGAAUCUUAAUAUGGGGAUUAAUAAUCGUAGUGUCAAAUUAUCGGGAUCGAGGUCGAAAGGCACCGAGCGAGCGGACAUCCGUACUCAUAACGAGGAACGAUCGAUGUUAUCGCCAACGCCGAAGGAGGAUAUCCCCCACGACGUCGGCGGCUAAUUCCUUCGAGCGGAAAACAUUGUCAGAGACAUUUCUCUCGCCCGAUCGCGUUUCCGCUCGGUCGAUCGAUAAAGACCCAUCGGCGACGGUGAGUGGAUCCGAGGUGCUGAGGAACGACGCCGCGGCAAGGAGCUCGCCGUUUUCACGCGGAAACGAGACGAGCUCGCGAUUUAUUUAUGAUACGCGAAACGAAUGAAUCAUGUGAGAAUGAGCAGUGAAUUUUUGCGCUCGCGAGUAAACCACUUGGACGGGAAAAGAUUAGUUCUCGAAAGUCGCACAAGCGAACAAUCGCGUCGAAUAAUGUCAUGGAUAAAAAUGUCGGCUUACAAAAGUGACUUACAAAGACAAUGUGUGAGAAAAGAUGUUAUUAUAGAACAAGCGGCCUGUGCGACUCCUCAAAGGAGACACUACAAGGAAUCUGAAGGUAGAAACGAAGCGACGGAGGAUGCCUUGGAAGCGACCGCGCAACUUCCAACGCGGAGACGGAGAGUUCGAUUUUCCAUCGAGUUUUUGGCUCGCAAGAUUUCUCAACAGAAGUUUCAUCAUUGAAUUGCCAAUCGGUAACCAAUCAACCCGAAAUAAAACGCAAACUGUGCAUCCUUCCGAGUCGCUGGGUUUAUUCGCAAGCACGGCAGAUGAACAGGAGUGUGGACAAUGAACGCGAUAGAGUCAACUUAACCAGCAUUUUGGGGGCACUAAAAAAAUAACUGACCGAACUGAUAAAUUUGACAAAUUACAAAUACUUUUAUAAUAUAAAUGAAUAUAUAAGCAAAAUAUCACUGUAUUCUAAAUUAAUAUAAAAUAAUUAAAUGUCAAUAUAAAAUAA